This is a messenger RNA of Clonostachys solani, 192 nucleotides long. The record is from the annotation of a GenBank genome assembly. Lineage: Eukaryota; Fungi; Ascomycota; Sordariomycetes; Hypocreales; Bionectriaceae.
AUGAACAGCCCCGAAGCCUCCUAUCAAAUGACUGUCGCCGCCCAUUCAGACUCCGCUGCCAUGUGCAUCGUAUGUCGCGUGCCGUUUGGGACGAUGAAUGACUUCGUGCUAGUUCCUAAAGGCGGUCUGAUUUUCUACGAUACUGAUCUUUCAACAAUAGGCGCUUCAUUGCCUGAUGUUGAAUUUCCAUGA